AUGUCGUUCCUCAACGAAUUUAAACCAUUUUUGGAAAAUAUCGCGAAACCCGAGAAUUUUCUAUUAUUAUCAGAAAAGAAACAAAAGAAAUUCUCCUCAGAAGCUCUUCGAGUCACAAAAGCAUUAUAUAAUUUAGUGUUGAAAUUUGGAAAAUUUAAUAAUGAACAAAUUUGGAACGAGCUUAAUAUGAAAAAUGAGAGAUUUUUGGAAUAUGUGAACGAAGAAUUAGAUGAUCUUGAUGAAUUGGUUGGUGAUGAUCAAAAAGAAGAAGUAGAAGAAGAAGAAGUAGAUGAUGAUGAUGGUGAAGAUAAAGGAAAUAAUCAUUUAAAUGUUAUUGUUCGUGAUUUAUUUGCUCAAGAUGAAAGUGAUAAAGAUGAAAAAGCAAAAUCUACAUUUGAAAAGAAACAAGAAAGAAUAAAAAAACAAAUUGAAAGAAUAGAAAUGGAAAAUAUUGCGGACAAAGAUUGGACACUUAUGGGAGAGGCAUCAAGUAAAAAUAGACCUUUUAACAGUUUAUUGGAAGAAGAUUUUGAAUUUGAUCACAUUGAUAAGCCAGUCCCUGUAGUAACCGAGGAACUUACAGAAAAACUUGAAGAGACGAUCAAACGGAGAAUAUUGGAUGAAACAUUUGAUGAUGUAGAACGUAAACGUGAUCCCAAUUUUAAACCUUUUUUACCUUCAAAAUUAGUUGAAAUAUCAGAUGAAAAAUCAAAGAAAUCUUUGGCGGAAAUUUAUGAAGAAGAUUACAUUAGACUAACGAAGACGACAACAGAAUCGGGAGAAGUGAUUAAUGAAAAAGAUGAAGCAUUAAAAAAAGAACAUCAAGAAUUGGAAAAUAUGUUUAAGGAUUUAUGUUUCAAGUUAGAUGCCUUAAGUAAUUUUCAUUAUACACCGAAGCCGCCUAAACCUGAAAUCAAUGUUAUUACAAAUGUGCCAGCUAUCGCUAUGGAAGAAGUAAUACCAAUUAAUGUUAGCGAUGCGACCUUAUUAGCACCUGAAGAAGUAUAUGAUAAGAAAAAAGGAGAAGGUGAUACUGAAAUGAAUUCAAAUGAUAAGAAACAAUUACAUGCCAAGAAAAAACGAUUAAAGAAGAAAGAGAAGGCUAUGAGAGAACGUGAGAUAAAAGUAAUUGAAAAGAUGAAUCCUGGAUUAGGAAACAAGCACUCCAAGAAAAAAAUGUUAGAUACAUUAAUAGGUCAAAAGGUAGAUAUUUUCAUCUAA
Diversispora eburnea is the source of this 1221-nucleotide messenger RNA. Lineage: Eukaryota; Fungi; Glomeromycota; Glomeromycetes; Diversisporales; Diversisporaceae. The record is from the annotation of a GenBank genome assembly.